GCGAGCGCCAGGCGUCACUCGGCCAACAGCCGCAGCCCAGACCAGCCGCACGCGACAGGCUAGACACGCUCAGGAGUGCCGCCACGGUAGCCUGAGUCAAGACGCCCCACCAAGAGUCUGAAGUGUCUUCGGAGACAAGUUUCGCCUCGACUUGCUUCUCCUUCGUCGUGGAGUGUCGGCCGCCCCUUGACAGCCCGACGACAAGAGCCUGCCUGCGGUUCCCCUCACGCGAACGCCUCGCCUAAAAGAAAGUCCCUCUACCUACGCCCGCAACUCCUCCCGCCUCCCCCCUCUUGACCCCCGCGAAGACAGCAACAACAGGACCCCGUUUCCCGCCGCCCCUUGACCCGGCCAGCAAGUGUCCACCCGACGAGCAGAGCGUGGCGAGUGAGCAAGCACAGCGAGUUGCGAGUUCGUGACCUGGACAGCCCGCAUCUGGGUCAUCAUCAGCCGUCAUCCCGCCCCCACAGCGCCAGCAUCCCUCAGUGCACCUCGCCGCGGCAGAGGUGGCAGAGGAUCAGCCCAGCGCUCGUGAGCCUUCUCCGUCGACUCCCCGAGGGUGAGUGUGAGGCCAGGCGACCUCCAGCCGGCCAGCACAGCACGGCGACUCUCGUGACGCGGCCAACUUUCACGUGACGCAACGCCUGAGUUUCGUCACGGGGACAACGCCGUGGCUGCCUCUUAUACCCGGUCUCGCAGGACAACCAGUCACUGCAGUGCCCAGCCGUCGGAGAACACCGUCGUGCCACGCCUCCUCCGCCCCCGCUGCCGUCGCCGCGCGCUCAAGCAACACGCUGCAUCUUGCCAAGUCCUGCAGGAAAGUGAAAGUGACGAGCGGACCGGCCAGCCCACCCCUUCUUCUUCUUCUUCUUCUUCUACUUCUGCAUCAGAGGAAAGUGUCGCGCCCCUGUCCAGUGUGAGUCCUCCUCCAGACGCGAGGACAAGUGCAACCAGUGUGAACGUGAGGAAAGAACGUCCCUACCUUCCCUGUGAGUGCCGCUUGGCUGGCACCGGUAGCCUCAAGUGCCGUAAUUCAUCGUGAAGUGUAAAUAGAAAGUGUUUCUGGCGCCGCAGCCCUGCGGAUAACCGCGUCGCCAGUGUGAGUGUGAGCAGUGCCGAGAGUGGAGGGUGCCUUGAGAAGGAAGUUGUGUUCCAGUGCCAAGUGAGUUGAGUCGUGUUUUCAGUGUGCCUGUGAUAUAAAGUGUGAUAAAAUGCCUGGUUACCACGGAACGAAAGUGUCUUUCCACCCGGAGUACCACAUGCUGCAUCCCCGCGCGAAGGAGAUGCUGGCCCGCCAGCACGGCCACCCUAACCCCACCGGCCACCCCAUGUUCGACGCCCUCAAGUCGAAGCAUGCUCAGGAGAAGGCUGAGUACAUGCGCAUGCUGAAGGGCGCUCGGCGGAUGGGCGGCGACGCUGCCUACCCGACCUUCGACAGCCUGAAGCUGCUGGGCGCCGAGAACGACGCCAACUACUUGGACCGCUUCAUGAGCGAGGGCGAGCGCCGCCCCCGCAGCGGCUCCCACGGCCAGAAGUACGGCAGCAAGCGCAACAGCGUCAACGUGGACAACAUCAAGAAGACCCUGAUCGGGAGCCUGCGCUCGGCGGCCAGCGACGACAACAUCUACGAGACUCUGGAGGUGAUCAACUACAGGAAGACGGUGGAGGCCAUCAGCCGCAAUAACAAGGUGCGCUCCGUGCCCAAGACGGGCCACCCGCUGUUCGACCACCUCCGCGUCGAGAACGUGCUCAAGCCCCGCCGCCCACAGCACCACCACCGCCACAGCGACGGCAGCAACUCGCCCAGCUCCGGCUCCGGCGACGACGAGUUCGAGUACGUGAAGAAGCCCAACUGCCGCUUCUCGCGGCGGGAGGUGCUCCUGGGGGCGACGCCGCACAAGCACCAGCAGCGGGAGCCCAAGCAGCAGAAGUACCCCAGCAAGCACAUCCGCCACGUGAUCGAAGAGGGCUCCGAGUCGGAGGACGACUGGGCCAUCCCGAGGCCCAAGAUCUGCGAGGGCGCGCGCUCGCGACGCACCGGGGCCGGCCUCAUGACCCAGCUCUCGCAUGAGGAGUCCGACAGCUCAAGUAAGUCGACGGGCCUCCGGUGACGGCCAGGGCCAUCUUCCUUCGCACCGCCCACGCUGUAACGCCCUCAUACUUGAGAGCCUGCACUGCACGCCUUGCCUGGUGGCCCCGCGCCCCGCGGGCCGCACCCAUGGCACCCGCUCUUCCGUACCGGAGCCUGCAGGCCCGCGGCCCCGCCCUCAGCACGCCUGACUGAUGGCCGCGGGUCCUGCUUGAUCCUGUACUGCACCCAGCACGUGUGGCCCACUCGUUGGUCCACACUAGUCCUUUCUGCCUGUGGUGCGGCCCGCGGACCUCCCGGCCCAUCUCUCAGAGGGCCUCGGAUGGUGCCGCGCGGGCCACACCGGGCCGGGCUCUCUAGCCUUCACGUGCCUCCGGGUCACCUGUGAGGGCCAGCUGGCCAGCUAGUGUGUCAUGUGGGCUGGGACUUUAAUCAGCGGGC
Penaeus vannamei (Pacific white shrimp) is the source of this 2530-nucleotide messenger RNA. RefSeq lists its product as uncharacterized. Lineage: Eukaryota; Metazoa; Arthropoda; Malacostraca; Decapoda; Penaeidae. The record is from RefSeq and is a predicted model, not a curated record.